UUUCUAUUUGAUCUUCAUUUUCUGUACACUGCUUAACAUUUUGGGAUACUGUUGAUUUUAGUUUGCCUGAUUUGGGAACAAACCGAAGCUCUACCAACUUUGACUCAGGCUCUAGAAGAUGAACCACCUUAUUCUACUUUUCUCACUGUUCUUGGCUCCAGCAUUUGCUGACAAAGAAAGUCAGAAAACAAACCAAAAGUUUUCUUCAAACAAUGCCAGUCACAAACGACUGAAGAGAGACUGGAUAUGGAACCAAAUGCAUAUCAAAGAAGAGAUUGAUACUCCAUUACCACACCAUGUUGGCAAGAUCACCUCAAGUGUAAGGAACAACAACGCUAAGUAUAUCAUCGAAGGUGAAUAUGCCAACACUAUCUUUAAAGUGGAAGAAACCAGUGGGGAUGUAUAUGCAUUUGAGAGGCUAGACAGAGAAAAGAAAGCGGAGUACGAGCUGACAGCUCUCAUUAUUGACAGAAGAAACAACCAGUCACUGGAACCCCCAUCUAAAUUCAUUAUCAAGGUUUAUGAUAUUAACGACAAUGUCCCUGUGUUUGUACAAAAGGUAUUCAAUGGAUCUGUCCCAGAAAUGUCACCAGUAGGAACCUCAGUCACCAAAGUGACAGCUGUAGAUGCUGAUGACCCGACAGUUACAGGUCAUGCCACAGUUACCUACCAAAUCAUUAAAGGAGACGAACACUUCACAGUUGAUGACUCUGGUGUGAUUUCUACCACAAGGGCUGAUUUAGACAGAGAGAAUCAAUCAACAUAUGAAAUUAUUGUUAGAGCAAAAGAUGCUCCAGGUUCUUCAGGGGAUUCAAGCACAGCUACAGUCAUUAUCACGUUAACUGACAUCAAUGACAACUUCCCAGUAUUCAAACACCCAUCAUUUCACUUUAAAGUUCCUGAAAACAUUUCAGUAGGAGGAGAAGUUGGCAGAGUCAAAGUAGAAGAUAUUGAUGAACCACAACAUAGAAAUACGAAAUACAGUUUUGUCAGAGGAGAUUACAGGGACACCUUUGAAAUUGUAGCAAAUCCAUUCACAAAUGAAGGAAUCAUUAGGCCAAAGAAGCCCCUGGAUUUUGAAAAAGUGGCAGAAUACAGGUUUGACAUUGAAGCAACAGAUCCCACAGUCGAUCUCCGCUAUUUUAAAUCUGGUGGCUCUAGGAGCAUUUCAACAGUCACCAUUGAAGUCACCGACGUUGAUGAGCCUCCUGUCUUCACUAAACUACCAUAUGAAUUCAAAGUAAGGGAAAAUGAUCCAGAAAUAAGAACACUUGGUUCUGUUUGGGCACAUGACCCUGAUGCAGCUAAACGGAAAAUCAGAUUUAGUCGACGAAGAGGUAGUCCUAAUGGAGACUAUAUUAGGGUAUCCGAUACUGGAAUUAUUCAGCUCCCUAAGCCCCUGGACAGAGAAUUCAGUUCCUCAUACAACAUCACUGUAGCAGCUCAGGAAAUCCUUGAAGAUGGCCGUCUUUCUGACAGAGAAUCACACGCCCAAGUUCACGUAAUAGUUACUGAUGAAAAUGAUAAUGCUCCUGAACUUGUUUAUCCUGAGGAACCCAGAGUGUGUGAAAAUGCUGCACCAGGAAAGGUAAUCAUCAGGAUUUCAGCUACUGACAAGGAUGAAAUAUCACCUAGAGGUUUCUUCAGAUACUCCCUGGCCACAGAAGAUAGCAACUUCUCCUUGGUUGAGAACUACGAUAACACAGCUAAUAUCACUGUCAAAUAUGGACAGUUUAAUCGUGAACUUGCCAAAAUCCACUACCUGCCUGUCAUCAUCUCGGACAACGGUGAUCCUGAGCUCAGCAGCACAAAUACACUUGUCAUCAGUGUCUGCAAGUGUAAUGAAAAAGGCAACUUCACUUUUUGUGAAGAAAGAGCUAAACAAGUUGGAGUUAGUGUACAAGCACUGGUGGCAAUUUUUAUUUGUAUCUUCACAAUCAUUG
Messenger RNA from Pterocles gutturalis (yellow-throated sandgrouse), 1943 nucleotides. It is a transcript of the gene CDH5, whose product is annotated as cadherin 5, type 2 (vascular endothelium). The transcript is spliced from 11 exons. The record is from RefSeq and is a predicted model, not a curated record. Gene Ontology annotation, cellular component: plasma membrane; bicellular tight junction; adherens junction. Gene Ontology annotation, biological process: vasculature development; regulation of establishment of cell polarity; homophilic cell-cell adhesion. Gene Ontology annotation, molecular function: cadherin binding; calcium ion binding. The annotation marks the transcript as partial. NCBI's taxonomy places the organism in Eukaryota, Metazoa, Chordata, Aves, Pterocliformes, Pteroclidae.